Symsagittifera roscoffensis is the source of this 1070-nucleotide messenger RNA. RefSeq names its product UMP-CMP kinase-like. Gene Ontology annotation, cellular component: nucleus; cytoplasm. Lineage: Eukaryota; Metazoa; Xenacoelomorpha; Acoela; Convolutidae. The coding region runs from base 92 to 847 and encodes 251 amino acids. The record is from RefSeq and is a predicted model, not a curated record. Gene Ontology annotation, biological process: UDP biosynthetic process; 'de novo' pyrimidine nucleobase biosynthetic process; CDP biosynthetic process. Gene Ontology annotation, molecular function: ATP binding; UMP kinase activity. The transcript has 4 exons.
UCGAGACUAAUGUUGAUUUUUUUAUUUCAGAUUUAUUAUGAAACCCAGUUUGCAUUUUAGUUCCCUGGUAAAAUAAUCGAAGUGCUUGUAUAUGUUAUUUAGCAAAAACCAAGUCUUUAGCUCUCUCUUCAAAUCUACCCGCAGAACUCAUUCUUGCCUCAAACCACUUCGCUUACUUGGGCCAUUCAAUUUCCAAAUCUAUUUUCUCAGCAAAUCUUAUCUAUCGAAAAUGUCUGACGGACCUCUUAACGUUGUGUUUGUCCUCGGGAAACCUGGAUCGGGAAAAGGAACUCAAUGCGAAAAAGUGAUAAAUGAGUUCUCAAGAUGCAGACAUCUAUCGGCUGGAGAUCUGUUGCGAGAGAAGCGAAAAGAAAACGACGAGACAAGCGAACUGAUUGAAAAUUGCAUCAAAGAGGGAAAAAUAGUCCCAGUUGCGAUCACAAUAUCACUGCUACAAAAGGCAAUGGAGAAACAACAGAGCCUGGUGAAUAGCAGUGAUCGUCUUCUGUUCCUAAUCGAUGGUUUCCCGAGGAACAAAGACAACUACGACGGGUGGAACAAACAGAUGGACAAAGUGGCCAGGGUACACGGGGUGCUGUUCUUCAAUAUAUCAGAUGAAGUGGCAACUGACAGGUGUCUGAAGAGGGGCGCGGGGGGCAGUGGGAGGUCGGAUGACAAUGUGGAGAGCAUCAAAAAGAGACUCAAUACAUACGUAGACACUCAGAACGUGAUCGAGGAAUACAGAAAGGAAAACCUGGUUUCAGAGUUUAAAGGCGAAGACACGGUCGAAGAUAUUUUCAAGAAAGUGCACGAAUUGGUCAGUUCUACUUUGAGCAAAUGUUCAUAGUACCAAUUACGCAGUCAGAGGUGACAGUUUUAAACUGGAGAAGUGUACAAAUAUUUUCAACCUGGGAUGGUUUUUCCGAAGGGAAGCUGCUAUUAAAGAUGCAAAUAUCACUGGUUUAUGAAUACCCUUGUCAAAAAAAUGUACAGUCAGUCAUUAUCUAAUUAUCUAAAGUGUUCACCUGUUUAAAAAUUGUUCACUAUUUAAUAAAAGUCUAUUCAUCGUU